Molecule: messenger RNA, 1137 nt
Organism: Panicum virgatum (switchgrass)
Lineage: Eukaryota; Viridiplantae; Streptophyta; Magnoliopsida; Poales; Poaceae
Product: pectate lyase-like
Exons: 3
Coding region: 1-1089 (362 amino acids)
Molecular function (GO): pectate lyase activity
Source: RefSeq, a predicted model, not a curated record
AUGAACAGAAGCAUGAACAUGUCACUGCGCCGACGGAUGCUUGGCGACGACGACUGUGGCACCGGCAACCCGGUGGACGACUGCUGGCGAAGCGACCCCAGCUGCGCGGACAACCGGCAGCGCCUCGCUGACUGCGCCAUCGGGUUCGGCCGUGACGCCACCGGCGGCAAGAACGGCAAGACGUACGUGGUGACAGACCCAAGCGACGAUGACCCGGCGGCCCCGGCGCCGGGCACCCUCCGCUACGGCCUCGUCCAGGAGGAGCCCCUGUGGAUCACCUUCGCGCGCGACAUGACCAUCAGGCCCAAGGAGGGGCUCGUGGUGUCUUCGUACAAGACUGUGGACGGCCGCGGCGCCGCCGUGGUCGUCGGGGACGGCGGCGCCUGCUUCGUGCUGCACAACGUGAACCACGUCAUUAUCCACGGGCUCGCCAUACGCGACUGCAAGCCUGCGCGGACGCCUCUGGCGUCAUCGUCGUCAUCUGCUAGUGGUGGCAUGUCGGACGGCGACGGCAUCACCGUCCUCAGUUCCACCGACGUGUGGGUGGACCACUGCACGCUUGAAGCCUGCACCGACGGCCUCAUCGAUGUCACAAAAGGCUCCACACGCGUGACCCUGUCCAACAACCUCCUGAGGAACCAUAACAAGGCAAUGCUUCUCGGGCACAGUGACGAUUUCCCUGAUGACAAGGACAUGAAGGUCACCGUUGCGUUUAACCGUUUCGGGCCAGGUCUUGUCCAAAGAAUGCCAAGGUGUCGGUUCGGGCUGUUUCAUGUCAUCAACAAUGACUACAUAAACUGGCAGCUAUAUGCCAUUGGUGGCAGCGCUUCGCCAACAAUUCUGAGCCAUGGCAAUCGAUUCCUCGCUGACAAGGAAAAAGAGGUGACAAAGCGCAAGGAAGCACCGGAGAGUGAGUGGAGUACCUGGACUUGGAUUUCUGAAGGUGAUAUGAUGCUCAACGGCGCAUUCUUCAGAUCAUCGGGCAGUGCCAGACCUGAUGUCGACACCCCUAGCUUCGCCAAAUCGGUCUCUUCAGUGUCGUCGAUGACUGCCUCGGCAGGGGUUCUGUCUGUUGGAAAUAUGUCCUAGUGGCAAUUGUAUUUCCUUGUAUUCAUGGUUAAUAAAGUGUACUUUGAA